AUGGGUUCCGGCGUCGGGAAGGUGACAUCUGAGACUCAAAUCCAGAAGGUCGUGGAACUGGACUAUGGGCCAGAAAACACCGCCUCGACCAGCAGUACGUCCCAUGCUGCGAAACGGUUUCAGGGAGCGCAGGGAGAUUUCGUGCCGCCCAACGCGAUUUCCAAUCUCGAGGGAAAGCAGACCCUCGCGGAGCGGGUCGAAGCGCUGGAAUGGAUGGUGCAGCAACAGGCCCAGCAGCUGCAGCAAAUGACGAAGGCACUGGAGGGGGUCCAAAAGGAUGUCCGCCGAACCGUGUCCGUGAUGCAGUACAACAUCCUGGCCUCGUACCUGGGCAAGAACACACAGCCCUGGUUUCUCUAUGGUGCGGACAUCAGCCCCGAGGAGCGGGAGAGGAUCUUCGCCCGCUUCAACGAACGAGGCCCUGAUGGCACGCCGAAACACAGGUGGCCGGAUUACGCCACAGGCAUCUUGCGACCCGAGGAGAUCACAGCCGUAGAGCAGUACGACACCUUCUUCAGGUGGGAGUUUCGACGGCAGAAGCUUCUGGAGCAGAUCGAGAUCAUGGAUCCAGACGUGCUGUCGCUGGUGGAGCUGGAUGAUCACGGUUUUUUUGCCGAAUGCCUCUGCGACGAGUGGGACUCCGUGUUCCGCAAGCGGCCGAGGGCCUCGUCCGCAGACGGCUGCGGCAUCUUCUGGCGGAGGUCGAAGUUCGAGUGUCUGGCCUCGGAGGGUUUCGACAUGGUCGAUGGCAACGAUGACAAGGGCCGUGAGAAACGGGACCGGAGCUGCGUGAUGGUGCUGCUCAAGUGGCGUGUGGCUGGCCCGCACAUCCUACCGUUAGUGGUUGUGUCCACGCAUCUUGCCAAGGAUCCCUACAACAAGGCGCAGACGGCCAUCCGAGUGCGGCAGGUGACACAGAUCAUGGACAGCUUGACAAAGUUCACCUCAAAGCACAAGGCCCGGCACUGCCCGGUGGUCCUGCUGGGGGACCUCAACGCGCGCCACUUCGGAGAGAUCCGGGGGAUCGCACGCACGGCCGGGGCCUUGAUGCGCAGAGCUCUGCUCUCCGCCUGGAUGGCUCGGCGCGCGCCGCAUGGCAAGGACGGAAAGGAGGAAAGCGUCGUCGACUGGAUGAGAUUGCUUUGGCCCAUCCUGCCCGAAGUUGGCGAGCCGGGCAAGGACUUCGGAUCCACGGCCGAAGAGGAUGGCGAGGUUCGGGCGCGGCCCCGCCGGCGACGGAGUCCCAGUGCCCUGGCCUAUGUUGCGGCCUUUGGGACCGUCCUGGGCCACCUGUGCAUGAUUCUGGCCAUCACUUGGAUGAGCUUCAAGUUUAGCGAGCAGCACGCCAAACUCGAGGAUCCGCUGCGGCAGCUUCGAUACUACCUGACUCUGCUGCUGCUUCCAAUCGUGCUGUACACCACCGGCAAGAACUGGCAUGCCGGGACGCAUUUCCCAAUGACUGCCUCCUCCAGCUUGCAGGUUCUGAGAAAUCGUCCCAUGGAGCCUCCUGCUUCUGAGCUCACUGGCGGCGAUGUCUACUGCAUGCUGGCCAAUGGAAUCUUCUUCUGUUACCUGUUCCUCUGGAACCUGGUGCUUCUGCUGCAACGGCACCGUGAUAGGGACGUCUUCGAUCCAUCGGCCCACCUGUUGGUGCCGCUCUGCGUGGGCAGCGCUUUGCUGAGAGCGAAGCCCACGCUGCUUUGCUUCCUCUUCUUCGGGAUGGUCUGCCUGCUUUUCGCUUGCCUCCUGCUCCUCUCUGGGCUCCUGGCAACCAUCGCCCUGCACCUUGGCCGCCUUGGCCGGCGGAACGAGAUGCGGGCGAUGCGGGCUGGUUUGGAUCGGCGUGGGCUUCCAGGGGCCACGCAGCAAGAUCAGCAUGUGUGGCAGAUCAAAGGGGAGCCCAUCCACAAGUUCCUUUGGGGUGCCACAGAUGUCAACACGGGACCGACUUCGGUGACGAAGGCACGGCACUGCCGCAUCGACGUGGUCCAGUACCUCAGCAGCCACAUGGAGGUCUUGGACGUGAUGCCCGUGCCGAAGCUGGAACCCGGGGAGGUCAUCCCGAACGAGGACCAUCCCUCAGACCACUUCCCCGUCUUCGUCACCUUCACCCUGAAGGACAGCUACGAGAAGCACCGUGACUGCGCCAGGGCCUGGUUGGAGUGUGUGGCGGGCCGGGAGAAGGUCCAUCCGCUCACGGACGAGGAGCUCCGUGAUGCCUUCGAGUUCUUCGACCGCGACCGGCAAGAGUGCAUCCAUCGCCGGGACUUGGAAGAAGCUUGUUUGGACCUUCGCUGUAACUUCAGCGUGGAUGUGCCGAAGUUGCUGGUCGACUGCUUCCCAAACAAGCAGAUUUCCUUCCAGAACUUCUUGCGUGCCUACGAGGCCAGCCUCGGCUCGGAUCGGAUGCGCGCAGUUGGAGACCUCGAGUGUGCCUUCCGCUACUUCGCGGGGGAGAAGGAUUCCAUCGAGAUCGACACGCUUGAGGCGGCCUUCCGGGAGAUCACCCCCAUCAGCUUCUCUGACGAUGAGGUGAAGGACAUGAUCGGCCGGGUGGCUCAAGACGGAAGUCCGUACGGAAAGGCAUCUGUGCAUCUCAAGGACUUCUGCGAGGUGGUCUGCAAGGCCACUUUCCCCAAUCGCCAGGUCUCCCCAGAAAGCGGAGUUACAGGGACAGAGUCCGAGACGUGGGCCGCCCGGAACGCCACGAAGGAGAUCAGCACCCGCUUGACCAAGCUCCACAAGACAGUUUCCGGCCAAGGGCUUCAUCGCAAUGUCAGCAAAAGUUCCAACGUGUCAGAGAUGCCGAUCCGCAUCGACAAGCACCUGGCUCCACCGCUAGUGCAUUGA
Messenger RNA from Symbiodinium sp. CCMP2592, 2850 nucleotides. Lineage: Eukaryota; Dinophyceae; Suessiales; Symbiodiniaceae. The record is from the annotation of a GenBank genome assembly.